AACAGCACGAAGCGUACUUAGCAACUGGGCAGAUAACAUAGAGGCAGCUGUCGGGAGCCAAGGCCGUGCGGAGGACCGGCAGGGGAAGAGAGGUGGAAGCGGCCAUGGCCACUCUGAGCUUAAAGCCGGGCCAGAGGUUCACCCUUCCGGACUGGCAUACCAACCUUGACCUCCUGUCGACCAACGCUGAGCGGCAGCGCUUCGCUUCCCACCAGAUCAGGCAGGAGGGCCGGAUCUUACGCAACGAAACCAAUAACCAGACAAAAUGGGAUGAGCACGACAACCGCACGCGUCUUAAUGAACGGAUCGACUGUGUGAACCAAUGGAAGGAAACGCUGGACAAAGCCCUCACUGAUAUUGACACAGAAAUCAAUGCUUUGACUCAGAUGAAGGAGCAGGCCGAGCGGGCCCUUCAGGCAAAGAACUUGCCCCUAGACGUGGCUAUUGAAAACCUCACUCUUCGGGAGAGCCGCCGAGCCAUUGACGUGGUGAGAGACCCCGUGGAGGAAGAGCUGCACAAAGAGGUGGAGGUGAUCGAUGCCACCAAGCGAGACCUUCAGCAGAAAGUGAGCGAGGCCUUUGAGCAGCUCUGCCUAUUGCAGGAGGCCCGCCAGCAGCUGAACAUGGACCACCGGGGGAAGAUGGAGGCCCUGGAGAUUGACCGGACCUGCGUUUCUCUCAAUGUCAAUUCUCCCAAUAUCUCAUACAAAGUCAAUCCCACCCGAGUGCCUGUCGGAUCCAUCACUCCCGAACAGUGGGACCAGUUCAGCCAGUACAACAAGGACCGAGCAGAGGCAGAAUUGAAAGCAGCCGCCGAAUUACGGGAAGCCAUCGCCCUCACCAUUGCCCAGACAGACAAUGAACUGGAAGGCCAGCGCGUGGCCACGGAAUUUGCCUUCCGGAAGAGGAUUCACGAGUUGGAGAAGGCCCUUGACGAACUCAGGUGGCAGGAAAAAAAUAUUCUGGAAGAAAUUGCUGACAUGGAAGAGGACAUCCGACGUCUGGAAGAAGACCUCCGGCGUAAGGUGUGGAACCUAAAACUGGCCCACACCCGCCUGGAGACCCGGACGUACCGUCCUAACAUGGAACUUUGCCGUGACCAGGCUCAGCAUGGAUUGACAGAUGAGGUCCACCAGUUGGAAGGCACCAUCGCGGCUCUGAAACAGAAAAUGGCACAGUCACAGGAUGCUCUGGAUGCGCUCUACAAGCAUCUGUCCCGCAUCCAGACCGACAUUGGCUACAAAGCCAACUCCCUGCUCCUGGAUAACAAGUGCAUGGAUGGCAGGCGGAAGCUGACCGUCCCCGCCGAGAAGUUUGUGCCCGAGGUCGACACCUUCAACCGAACCACCAACCGCACCCUCUCGCCCCUCAAGAGCCGGCAGCUGGAGCUGGCGUAACGGGACGGCGUGGGACGCGGCCGUCCUACAAGUGACACUCCUUGGGAAGAGGGGCGUAUCCCAGCCCCUCCCCGUUGACUCGUCACCCGUGCGGUGGCAACCCCUCUGUUGAGUUCCCAUGACUUGAAUUGCCUCCUUUGUUUUGACUCUUGUAGCUUUAAAACUCCAAAAGAAAUACAGUACUUGAAUAAACGAA
Pogona vitticeps (central bearded dragon) is the source of this 1593-nucleotide messenger RNA. RefSeq names its product tektin 2 (gene TEKT2). The record is from RefSeq and is a predicted model, not a curated record. Lineage: Eukaryota; Metazoa; Chordata; Lepidosauria; Squamata; Agamidae. Gene Ontology annotation, cellular component: nucleus; microtubule cytoskeleton. Gene Ontology annotation, biological process: cilium movement involved in cell motility; cilium assembly.